This is a messenger RNA of Miscanthus lutarioriparius, 777 nucleotides long. The record is from the annotation of a GenBank genome assembly. NCBI's taxonomy places the organism in Eukaryota, Viridiplantae, Streptophyta, Magnoliopsida, Poales, Poaceae.
AUGGCCGACGACGCGGAGACCGAGCAAGCCACGCUGGCAGCGGAAGACGGGGGUAAGCCCCCGGAGCUCUCGAAGAGCGCGAGGAAGAAGCAGGAGCGGCAGGCGGAACGUAAGGCUGCCCGGAAGGCGGCGGAGGCUGAAUGGGAGAUCUGCAAACCCAGCUCACCUGUGGUUGACAGGUUGCAGUGGAGAAAUGGCGACCCAUCUUCAGAGAAUUCCUGGACGUGUCGAAAAUAUAACAUCAUUGGUGGCCUGGUGGAUCGAAAUAGAUGGAAGGGCUUAACGCUGAAAAAGUCAGCUGAGCAGGGAAUUCAAUCUGCAAAACUUCCUAUUGGAAAUUACCUAAAAAUGUCAAGUUCUCAGGUUCUUACAGUUAACCAAGUGUUUGAGAUAAUGUUAAAGUUUGUGGAAACAAGAGACUGGAAGACGGCAUUCUUCCAUGUGAUUCCACAAAGGAAGCGAGGAGAAGCUGAAACUGGAGAUGAUGGGGACAAAGGAAGCUUGGAUGACAAUGAUGGUGCCGCCAAAGGGGAUGCAGAUGGAGACCAUUCUGAGGAAGACCUGAACAAGGAAUUCGAUGAGGUGGACGAUGAUGGGGAUGAAGAGCUAGAAGAGGAAGAAACGUAUGUCUCCAACAAGAGGCAGUGUGUUAGACUUGAAAACGGCGAAGCUGGGGAUCACUCCUCUGGCACCGUAGCAGAGGCGACAUCAGACGGGGACGCCAGGCUCCAGGCUGAGCAGGCCAAGGAAUCAAACAACGUUGGCGGGGACUGGUAA